CAGCCGAUCACUGACAGUUUGUUUUGUUUCAUUCCAUUUGAGAAUGUGAAUUGUGAUUAAUUUAAUUUCGAAAUAUGUCUCUUCGAAAAGUACUAUUUUUAACAAAAGCAGUGUGUUGCGGAAGUACUAAGUAUCAAACAACGAAUAUAUGUCGGCAGAACUUGUGGUUGAUAUCAGCUGGUUCCACGAGAUUUUAUUCUGCCGAUAACUUAGGUAAUAAGAACAAAGAAGACAAAGAUCCUGAAAAAGUUGAUAUACUCGGCCGUUUCUUUCCACAAAAUAAUUUAAAUACCAAAGAUGCUCAAGAAGUCAAGAAAGAACAAGAGAAAUUUGAAAAGGAACAGAAAGAGAAGUCAGAAGAAAAUGAGAAAAGCUGGAGAAGAAUGAAAAUUGGUUUUGCAGCAUUUGGUGGUGCAUUGACAGUAAUGGGCGGGUGUAUGGUUGUUGAGAUGGGUGCUCCCAAGAGAGGCGAUGAUGGUGAACCGCUCACCGAUGAGUUCUCACACUUACCCAUUGUGUGGCAGUACCUCAGACGUACAUGGAAAGAACUUACUUUUUACGAAAAGAUGAUAAAAGAGCCUUCUCGUGAGAAGCUGCUGCCAGAUCCCUUACCACCUCCAUAUCAGCCCACCUAUACACUUGUGCUUGAAUUCACUGAUGUAUUAGUUCAUCCCGAUUGGUCAUAUCAGACUGGAUGGAGAUUCAAGAAACGUCCAGGCGUUGACCAAUUCCUGCAAACUGUUUCAAAUUCGGACUAUGAAGUGGUUAUAUUCACGUCGGAGAAUGUGUUCAUGAUAUGGCCGGUGUUGGACAAACUUGAUCCAGAAAAUAAACUUAUUUCAUACAGACUGUUCAGGGACUCCACACAUUUCAUAGAUGGCGUGCAUGUUAAGAACUUGGAGGGGUUAAAUAGGGACUUGUCAAAGGUUAUAGUAGUAGAUUGGAACAAGCAAGCUACAAAGUUCCAGCCGGAGAAUGCACUCAUCCUACAGAAGUGGAAGGGUGCUGACGAUGACACUGCACUUUUGGAUCUAGCUAACUUACUGCAAACGAUAGCCAUGUCGAACGUGUCGGACGUGCGCGAGGUGCUCACGUACUACGGGCAGUUCGAGGACCCGAUAGCGGCGUUCCGCGACAACCAGCGCAAGCUGCUGGAGCAGAUGGAGGCCGAGCGCCGCGAGCGCGACGCCGCGCCCGCCAGCCCGCUCGCCGGCAACUGGCUGAGGACCUUCACCAGGCGUUAAACGAAGUUGCGCGUCUUUGCUUGCAGUAGAAAAGCUAUUCAACGGAGUUAAAAUGUCACCUUACUAUUGGAUGACGACAGGCUGUAAUAACAUUAAUCAGACAAUCUCAACCCCCCUUUAAUUUUGAUGUUUGAAUGCUUUAUUUCAGAAAUAUUUA
Messenger RNA from Zerene cesonia (dogface butterfly), 1401 nucleotides. Its product is annotated as mitochondrial import inner membrane translocase subunit TIM50-C-like. The transcript has 8 exons. Gene Ontology annotation, molecular function: phosphoprotein phosphatase activity. The record is from RefSeq and is a predicted model, not a curated record. The coding region runs from base 75 to 1244 and encodes 389 amino acids. NCBI's taxonomy places the organism in Eukaryota, Metazoa, Arthropoda, Insecta, Lepidoptera, Pieridae.